AGGUGCUUCCCCUUUUUCCAAAACUGUCAUUGAUUAUGACUUUAAAUGAUAUAGUUUUUACAGUUUCAUAGAGACUUAAAUAGUAUAUUUGCCAUAUAUUUAAGAGGGACAUGUAGACUAAUUAUAUAUAAAUGAUAGCAUUUAGUGAAAUCAUUAAAAAUGCAUUUACAUUUUCGAAUAUUGUUUCUCAAGCAUUUGGUGAGGAAGUGAGGGCAUGGAAUGAAAAAUCUGUUCAAAACGCCCUCAGUUGGGCUCACUACUGCAUGAAGGUCGCAGAAGAGACAAAGGGCUGUAGUUACCGAUCUGAUUUAGAUAGACAUAUUCAGGGUUUGACGAUUUUACUAAACCCUGUAUCCCUAUUGCAUCUUGACCUGAACUUGCUGACCAAGGCACCAUCGAUUCUGACUAAGAUCUUGUUAAAAAAUCCUCACCUCCCUCGGCAUCUAUCUGCUGUGGUUCAAUCCAAUGGGUCUCCAGAAUAUUCCCAGGUUCCCCUAGAUGUCUUACCUGUAUACAGAGUGUUGUGCAGUGAAGAACUAGCCAUACAAGGCUGUGUUAGAGACCAGGGACAGCAUGUUCUGGACAGGCUGGUGUUCUUACAUGGCCUGACAAACUCCUCACACAGAUUUGAGAAGUUUAUUGAUAGACUUAUAGCAGACUUAUCAUCGCUGCCAAAUUGCCAGGACAUCAUCCUGUGCACUCUCCUGGCUGAGGUAAAGAACAACAACGGUUAUGAAGCAGCUGUAAACCUCAAGGAGAGAAUUUCGUCUUUGAUGUUUGAAAAACAUAUGAGUGCCCUGUACUCCUGUGGUGUAACACUAGUGUGUUCAGCUUGUGCCCUGGAUGACCAGUUCUGUACAAAGUAUCUUGAGUUUCUGCAACACUGGGGUGACAGCAUGAAGCCACAAUAUGGCCUGACGCAGGAAGGACAACUGUACUGUUGGAGAUAUGAGCAGACAGACUUGGAGUUAAACCGAAGCUUCAAAAGACUAGCGACUUUGAUUUCUGCGUUGCAAAACAAAAACAAGAAAACAAGAUUAAAAGUUUCUGAGAUGAUGAAGGACAGUUCUAAACGGACCUUUGUUAAUGUUUGGAAAGAUAUGGAACACAAAUGUAUAGCAUGAAUUGACCCGCUUUUUACCCGACGUGUUGGUAUUUGUUCUGAAAUGUUUAUAUUAAUGUAUCGAUGCAUUUUAUAUGUAUAUUAAUUACUGUUUGUUGACGCAUGCUGUGUGUUAUGUGUAAUGUGUUAUGAAGUUUGUUUUGUUUAAGUAUUUCUUAAAUAAAAGUAGAUGCACCCGUUCCCUUGCAAGA
Messenger RNA from Mya arenaria, 1314 nucleotides. RefSeq lists its product as uncharacterized. Lineage: Eukaryota; Metazoa; Mollusca; Bivalvia; Myida; Myidae. Bases 132 to 1124 code for a protein of 330 amino acids. The record is from RefSeq and is a predicted model, not a curated record. Gene Ontology annotation, cellular component: Fanconi anaemia nuclear complex. Gene Ontology annotation, biological process: interstrand cross-link repair. The transcript has 7 exons.